Messenger RNA from Lates calcarifer (barramundi perch), 2527 nucleotides. RefSeq names its product E3 ubiquitin-protein ligase TRIM21-like. The transcript is spliced from 2 exons. The record is from RefSeq and is a predicted model, not a curated record. NCBI's taxonomy places the organism in Eukaryota, Metazoa, Chordata, Actinopteri, Centropomidae. Bases 127 to 1770 code for a protein of 547 amino acids. Gene Ontology annotation, molecular function: zinc ion binding; protein binding.
GCCAAACGUUUGUCAAAGCAACAGCAGAUCUACAGUCAAGAUAAAUCUCUGUGUUUCUAUCAGAAGAAAAACCUAAUCAAGUUCAUCAGGAUAUUUUCUACAACUGCUCAAAUACUGUGUGUAGACAUGUCUGCUGCCAGCAACCUGAGAUCUGAGGAUCAGUUUCUGUGCUCCAUCUGUCUGGAUGUGUUCACUGAUCCAGUCUCCACACCAUGUGGACACAACUACUGCAAAAACUGCAUCACGUCACACUGGAGAAUUAAUGUCCCGUCCCAGUGUCCCAUGUGUAACAAGGUUUUCAACACAAGACCCGAACUUCACAUCAACACUUUCAUCUCUGAGAUGGUUGCUCAGUUCAAACAGGAAGCUCAACAGAAAGCCAGCAGCAGCAGCUCAGAGCAACAAGUUGCCAAACCAGGAGAAAUUUCCUGUGACGUCUGCACUGGAACCAAACUGAAGGCCCUGAAGUCCUGCCUGGUGUGUCUGACCUCCUACUGUGAGACUCACCUGGAGCCUCAUCUGACAGCGUCAGGCCUGAAAAGACAUCAGCUGAUGGACCCUGUGGAGAACCUGGAAGACAGGAUGUGUACGAAGCACGAUAAACCUCUGGAGCUGUUCUGUAAGACCGACCAGACAUGUGUCUGCAUGCUCUGCUCUGUUUUAGACCACAGGACACAUGAGUUUGUUCCUCUGAAAGAAGAAUAUGAAGGAAAGAAGGCAGAGCUGGAGAAGACAGAGGCUGAAAUUCAGCAGAUGAUCCAGAAGAGACGACUGAAGAUUGAGGAGAUCAAACACUCAGUCAAGAUCAGUAAAGAUGAUGCAGACAGAGAGAAAGCAGAAGGUGUUCAGGUCUUCACUGCUCUGAAGGAGUCUGUUGACAGAGGCCUGAACCAGCUCAUAAAGGAGAUGGAAGAGAAACAGAAAACCACAGAGAAACAGGCUGAAGACUUGAUCACAGAGCUGGAACAGGAAAUCUCUGAGCUGAUGAAGAGAAGCACUGAGGUGGAGCAGCUCUCACUCUCUGAAGACCACCUCCACCUCCUCCAAAACUUCCCAUCCCUGAAAGCUGCUCCACCCACCAAGGACUGGACAGAGGUCAGAGUCCGUCCACCAUCAUAUGAGGGGACUGUGGUGAGAGCUGUGGCUCAGCUGGAGGAGACGCUCAGUAAAGAGAAGAAGAAGCUGAUUGAGGCUGAGCUGAAGAGGGUCCAGCAGUAUGCAGUGGAUGUGACUCUGGAUCCUGAUACAGCAAAUCCCUGGCUCAUCCUGUCUGAUGGUGGGAAACGUGUUCACUGUGGUGAUGUGAAGAAAAAUCUUCCGGACAAUCCAAAGAGAUUUUCUCACAGUGUUAAUGUUCUAGGAAAGCAGAGUUUCUCUUCAGGCAGAUUUUACUUUGAGGUUCAGGUUAAAGGAAAAACUAAAUGGACUUUAGGAGUGGCCAGAGAGUCGAUCAAGAGGAAGGGAAACAUCACAUUCACACCUGAAGAUGGUUACUGGACGAUAUGGUUGAGAAAUGGAAAUGAGUACAGUGCACUUAUUGGUUCUCCACUCCGUCUCUCUCCGAAGUCUGGUCCUGAGAAAGUGGGGGUGUUUGUGGAUUAUGAGGAGGGUCUGGUCUCCUUUUAUGACGUAGAUGCUGCAGCUCUCAUCUACUCCUUUACUGGCUGCUCCUUCACUGAGAAACUCUACCCAGUCUUCAGUCCAUGUACCAAUGAUGGUGGUAAAAACUCUGCUCCUCUGAUCAUCUGUCCUGUCAAUCAAACUGUCUGAUCUUUUUAUGAUGAAACAGUCAACAAUGAAUAAACUUAUUAAAGUCAUCUUUCCAUUUGAUGUCUACACUGUAAAUAUACAGCAGACAAAGUAUCUAUACUACAGCAGUGGUACAGAUGUAAAGACGAGGAUGCCAGUGGAUCAGAGACAUAAAAACAAACCAAACAAUGAAACUGAUCAGUUUUUAAAUGAAAACAUUCACUGUCUUUUAUGGGAACUAAUGUUCACAUUCAGUGGUAAUGUACAGUGGAAACAUGUUUCCAUCUGAAAAUAGUUAAUGUGUUCAGUUGUCCUAUUUUUGUAUGUUUGUUACCAUUUAAUGUUUCAAAUCACACAGUCACUGGUAUUAAGGUUUUUUUUUUUAAUUGUAAGGAAAUCUAGGGAGAAGAACAUAAAUUAAUUUUCUGGCAUCUGCCAUGUUCUGUAUUGUAGUGAUAAGCUAAUAUUAUUGUCAGUCUGUAAAUUACUGAGCUGGUCUGUGAGUUACUUUGCUGUGGCUAUAAUUCUGUUGAUCUCUAUAGAUGUUAACAGGGACGAUGUCUUUUCCACCUUUUAUUGUGGUAACAGACACAUUUUGAUAAUAUACAGAAGCCAAACCAUUUUACAGCUGAACAGGGUCAGUAUCAGUAAACAACCAUGUGCCUUCACAACAACAACAGAUAUUAAAUGUUUGUGUUUCUUUUAUUUCAACAUGGUAAAUUUUAAAUUGUAAAUUUCCCCAUUGUGGGACUAAUAAAGGAUUACCUUAUCUCUUAAA